AUGACAGAAACAGUUGAAUAUCAAUCAUGUCAAUCGAAUAUAAAUUGUACUUUUGCAAUUGUCGGUCAAAUCUGUUCAGGAGAAGGGUGGUGCAUAUUUGAAUGUCUGGAAGAUUCCGAUUGCAUAUCAGGCGGAAUAUGUACAUCAGCUUAUAAUUGCGAUUGGUCUGGAAAACCAACACCACCUUUAUUAAAAGAAUCAUUAGCGUCACCACAAGAUUUGACAAAAUCCGCAGACACCACGAAUGCUAAUGGAACAUCAACGACCAAUGAAGGAAUAUUUAAAUUAAAUUCGCCAUUUGUUUUAGUCAUCGUAAUAAUAACCCUUCUAGUGCUGGUUUGUGCUAUAGCUACCUUGUUAUUUUUCGUUUUUCGUCGUAAAAAAAAUAAUGCAGAAGGUGCUAGAGGUUUAAGACCUUUAACUUUAUCACCUUCAGCUAAAAGAAGUAAAAAAGAUUCAAGAGAGAAAGAUAGUAGAAGUGUUAAAAAACCUCCUCAUCAAUAUGAUAGUCCGGUACUGUUUGAAUCAGAAGAUGAAGGAAAAGAAGAACCUUUUGAAGAAUCAUUUUCUGAAGGUGCCGUUGGUUCGGCUGCCAAUCAACCAUCGAUGCGUUCUCCUCCUGUACGUUCUCAAACCAUGUAUGGAUCAUCGACUCCUUCAACUUCAUUUGUUGAAUUAUCAUCACCUCUUCCACCUUUCCAGCAUCAGCAUCAUUUUAUGGCCGCAGAAGAUAACGAUCCACAACAGCAGCAGCAACAACGGCAAUCACCAUAA
Molecule: messenger RNA, 774 nt
Organism: Funneliformis geosporum
Lineage: Eukaryota; Fungi; Glomeromycota; Glomeromycetes; Glomerales; Glomeraceae
Source: the annotation of a GenBank genome assembly